AUGGCAACAGCAGCAGCAGCAGCAGCACAGCAGCAGCAGCAGCAGCAGGUAGUUGUUUGUGUGCUGCAGUUGCUGCCUGAUCCUGAGACGCUGGCGAAGGUGGCUGCAUAUCCCCGCGAGCGGCAAGUAGACUUAAUAGUUCGGCUGCUGCAGAAGCCUCGAGGAGCUCAAGUGGUGCAGCAGCUGCAGAUGGCUGGGCAUGUUGCUGCUGAUGUGUGUGCUGAGGCCCUGGCGAGCUGCAGCAGCAGCGCUCAGCAGCAGCAGCAGCAACAACAACAGCAGCAGCAGCACCAACAGUUAAGACAGCGGCCGAUGCAGCAGCAGCAGAUGCACACCCAGUUCCAGCAGCCGCAGCAGCAGCAGCAGCAGUAUCAGCAGCAGCCGCUCGCCCCACAGGCCUCCAGUCUCCAGGGCCCUCCUAUCAAGCGACUCCGCUUAGGCGACAGCAGCAGCAGCAGCAACAGCAGCAGCAGCAGCAGCAGCAUCAGCAGCAGCAGCAACAGCAGCUAUUUGAUUCGAGCAGACUACAGCACAGAAGGAGAGCGUAGAUCCUUUCGGCCGCAGCUGCUGCGUCAGCGUCCUAAGUUUAUGAGUGUAAUAAGGAGACACUUACCUCUAGCUGGGGGAGAGCAGCAGCAGCAGCAGCAGCAGCAGCAGAGAAGGAGAUGGGCUUGGGUUUUAAACAGCUCUGCUACCCAGGUGGUGCUGCAUGAGCAGCAAGUCCGUCAGCUGCUGCAGCAAGAGCUGCAGCAGCAGCACAUUAUGAGGCCUGUUUCCGCUUCUUUGGCUCAGCAGCAGCAGCAGCAGCAGCAACAGCAGCAGCUGCUGCAGCUCGUUCAGGAGGAAGAGGAGCAGCAGCAGAAUGUCUUGCGGCUCUACCUGCAGCGGCGACUGCAGCAAAUACUUCGACAAGCCACCACACGGCAUGGGGUGUCUCUUGUUGCUGCUGAUGAAGCAGCAAUAGUGGAUAGGCUGCUUAGUGCAAUGCAGCUCAGACUCACGUUGUUGGCUCCUUGUCUUGAGGCGAUAUCACAAUACCGGGUUGAUAGGAUGUUCUCUCGCUUAAUGAGCAGUAGCAGCAGCGAAGCAGCAGACGCAGAAGGCCUGGGAGGCACUGCCGUUAGUGGAGACUGGGGGGAUGCAGCAGCAGCAGCAGCAGCAGCAGGGGCAUCGACUGCACAGAAGAAGCAGCAGCAGCAUGUGCUGGGGCUGAAGCCGCAGCUGAGUUUUUCAGUAUUAGGUGAAUUAUUUUUGAGGAGGGAGAACGACCAGCAGGUGGCUGAGAGACUCCACCGCCUUAAUGAGGGCCGCCGCCGCGUGAAGCAUCGCCUUAAGGCGCGAGGGGCAAUGGGGGGCCCACAGACAUCAAAGGCAGAGGAGGGGGACGCUGCUGCUAGCGUUGUGGGAUCUUCUGCAGCAGCUGCUACAGCAUCAGCAGAUUCUGCUGCUGCCAGCAGCAGCAGGGCAGCAGCAGGACUCCCUGAAGAGCAGCAGCAGCAGCGGCAGCAACGACCAGAAGAAGUUGCGCUUGAGAAGGCUCAGGAGUUUGCAGAGGUCGCUCACAGCCAGCGGCUGCUGCUGCUGCGGCUGACUGCUUUAGAUUUGAGGGCUUUGCUGCAGCUCUCUGCAACGGAGUGCCUCGUUCCUCUCUCCUUCAGGAACCGUCUGCUGCAGUUCUUGGAGCUGCUGCACUUCGACUUGCAAGCGGAGCCCCCGCGGCUUCCUCCUGCUGCUGUGCGUCUGGCUGCUGCACCUGCAUCUUCGUUGAUGCAGCAGCAGCAGCAGCAACAACAACAGCAGCAGCAGCAGCAGCAGCAGCAGCACGGCCAGUACCAGCAGCAGCACCAACACAUGCAGCAGCAGCACAACGCUGCUACUGCAGCGGUGAACAGGCAGCACAUGAUGGCUCACGCAGCAAACACUGCAGCAACCGGUGCUGCUGGUGCUGCUGCUGCUGCUGGGGGUUCGCUUGCACCCACAGCAACAGCAGCAAAUCUUGCUGCUGCAGCGGCUGCUCAAGCAGCUGCAGACGGUUCGAGCCGAGGCCACGAUGCUGCUGUUGCAGGAAGUGCUGCAGCAGGAGCAUCCGCAUCAGCCGGAGGACCCUCAGCAGCAGCAGCAGCAGCAGGAGCUUCACAGGCAACGCCUGGGGCAGCUUCAGGAGGAUCUCAGGCUGCUGACAACAGAAGACGAGGAGGGGGUGUCGCGACAAAAAAUAGAAAUAGAAAGAAAGCUGCUGCUGCUGCUGCUGUUGCUGCAAUCGUGCUGGAAGCAGAAGACAAGAAGCGCGCUGCGCUGCUGCAGCAGCAGCAAGAGAUGUACAUGCAGCAGCACGGAGUUGCUGCUCCUUAUCAUGAGCCGCUGUUUGGACAGCAAGGCGGUACUCAGACGCAGGAGCAGCUGCUGCAGCAGCAGCAGCAGCAGCAGGAGCAGCUACACCAGCUGCAGCAGCACUUGUUGAGGGGCUCAAGCGCCAGUGUACACGCGCUGCAGCAGCACCAGCUGCAGCAGCAGCGAACUGCGGAGGAGGUGCAGCGUCAUCGUGCUGCUGCUGCUGCUGCUUCGGCUGCUACCGCUGCUGCUGCUGCUGUUGCUGCUGGCAUGCACACCCCUGGGCGCCCUGGGCAGCAGCAGCAGCCGCCGCAAAUAGCAGCAGCAGCAGCAGCAGCAGACAAACGACAGCAAGGUGCUUUGCCUCGCUUUGGAGACUCUCUUGCUGCAGCAGGUCGCACAUCGGAGCUGCUAAUCCCAGAGGUAGAGGAGGAGGACUUCUUGUAA
Eimeria acervulina is the source of this 2778-nucleotide messenger RNA. RefSeq lists its product as hypothetical. The record is from RefSeq and is a predicted model, not a curated record. Gene Ontology annotation, biological process: regulation of transcription by RNA polymerase II. The transcript is spliced from 7 exons. Bases 1 to 2778 code for a protein of 925 amino acids. Gene Ontology annotation, molecular function: transcription cis-regulatory region binding. NCBI's taxonomy places the organism in Eukaryota, Apicomplexa, Conoidasida, Eucoccidiorida, Eimeriidae. Gene Ontology annotation, cellular component: nucleus.